Messenger RNA from Arabidopsis arenosa, 3829 nucleotides. Lineage: Eukaryota; Viridiplantae; Streptophyta; Magnoliopsida; Brassicales; Brassicaceae. The record is from the annotation of a GenBank genome assembly.
GUUUGCUUCCUCUGAUAUUUUUGCUACACUCUCUCAAUAAUGAAUUGCCUUCAGAAUCUUCCCAGAUGUUUGGUCUCACCUCUGCUGGGAUUUGGGUGCAUUCAAAGAGAUCCUUCUCCUUCUUCUCUGAAGAUGUUAGUAUCACCUCCGAUCAAAGCCAACGAUCCAAAAGCUCGACUUUUUUUACAGGCAGUAUCAGAGUCAAAGUCCAGCUCAGAGAUGAGUGGUGUUUCAAAGGAGGAAGAGAAAUCUGAUGAAUAUAGCCAAGACAUGACUCAAGCUAUGGGUGCUGUUUUAACUUACAGGCACGAGUUAGGAAUGAACUACAACUUUAUUCGUCCAGAUUUAAUUGUUGGAUCCUGCUUACAGACCCCUGAAGAUGUUGACAAGCUUCGUAAAAUUGGGGUUAAAACCAUAUUUUGCUUGCAACAAGAUCCAGACUUGGAAUAUUUUGGAGUAGACAUAAGAAGCAUUCAAGCCUAUGCUAAGAAAUAUAGUGAUAUUCAGCAUAUUCGCUGUGAAAUCAGAGACUUUGAUGCAUUUGAUUUGAGAAUGCGUCUUCCAGCCGUGGUUAGUACACUUUACAAAGCUGUUAAGCGAAAUGGAGGAGUUACAUAUGUGCACUGCACUGCUGGAAUGGGAAGGGCUCCUGCUGUUGCGUUGACAUACAUGUUCUGGGUGCAAGGCUAUAAACUUAUGGAAGCUCAUAAAUUACUUAUGAGCAAAAGGUCAUGUUUUCCGAAGCUGGAUGCUAUCAGAAAUGCUACAAUUGAUAUUCUUACAGGACUGAAGAAGAAGACUGUUACUCUGAAACUGAAAGACAAGGGAUUCUCCUCAGUAGAAAUUUCUGGCCUUGACAUUGGAUGGGGACAGAGGAUACCUUUAACACUGGACAAAGGAACAGGAUUUUGGACCCUAAAGAGAGAACUGCCUGAAGGACAGUUUGAAUAUAAAUAUAUCAUAGAUGGUGAAUGGAGACACAAUGAGGCUGAACCGUUUAUAGGACCUAACAAAGACGGCCAUACCAACAACUACGCAAAAGUAGUGGAUGAUCCAACGAGUGUGGAUGGUGCAACUCGGGAGAGACUAUCGAGCGAAGACCCUGAGCUGUUGGAGGAAGAACGCUCGAAACUAAUCCAGUUCUUGGAAACUUGAUAUAUAGAACAAAGAAAGAACAUGCACUCUAUGAAGACUAGUUACGCCGGGCAAAUAUUUGCUCUAGCUAAGCCUCACGAUUCUGUAGGCAAGAGGACUCGUAAUCGGAUUCCUAAAGAAGAGAGAAAGACACUGGUUGAAUCUUUUAUAAAGAAGCAUCAAAAACUAAACAAUGGGAGUUUUCCUUCACUUAGCCUCACACACAAGGAGGUUGGUGGAUCUUUCUACACUAUAAGGGAGAUUGUCAGAGAGAUUAUCCAAGAAAAUAGGGUCCUUGGUCCUGGUGACUUGCUUCUUCAGGGAAAUGGCUCUGUGCAAGAUCAAAGUCUUUCAAGUUCAAUCCUGAUGGAUCCUGUCCCCCCUUUAUCUUUGUCUCCAAACGGAUUCCAUUCUGCAUCAGACCAAAGUUAUGAUUUUUCUUCUGAGGCUGAGGAGACGAAGUCACUUGUAAGCGGGGAAAACAUUAACGGUAGCCAGGCUAGCUUGGAUGACAGAGGAUCUGAUAUACUGAAUUGCAGGGAAGUGAGUGGAAAUCAACUUUUGAAAGAAGACAUUGUGCUCGUACACCAGUCAAUGGACUCCACUGAGCUUGCAGCAUCUUGCAGUGAAGAAAAUGAUAUCAAGAGUGAUGCAGGGCUACAACAUAUAAUGGAGACAGUGUGCGAUAGUGUUGCCACCAAACCCCAGGAUAAAGGACUUGAUGUGGAUAAAAAAGAUGAAGGAUUUGAGGAACUACCUUUCAUGGAAUCAGAUGGCACAAAACCUGUUAACAAUAACAAAAGAGUGAAUGAUGCAGGAGCAGCUAUGACCGAGAUUGAGAGCAUGAAGAACGUAUUAGGCACAAUUGAUAUGCCAGCAGAAACAGUUGUUGAGACGUUUCCAUUAAAAUCUGUCACUUCAACGAUGGACUCACCGGAUGCACAGCCUAGUGACUUGGACGAAGUUUGUGAGGGUGGGAAAGGAACUGAGACAGAGGUGGAAGCUCAUAGCAGCACCAUAAAUCAUGUUGAUAAUGGGGAGAUUUCAUCAUCCACUUCUUCUGCUGUACUUAAUGAAAAAGGGACGGAAGUCAUUGUUGGUCAAAUGCCAAAUCAUAUUUCUGUCCCUAUGGAAAAGAAAGUUGGAGAGGAAAUUGUAAAUCCUGCUUCAGUAGAUGUUGAAUGUGCUGAUACUAAAGAGACAGUUGUUGUGAAUGGUGUGAUUGGCAACAUCCAGGAGACAAAGGAAUUUAGUAACGGAACUUUGACAGCUGAACCGAAAAUGCCAACAUCUAACACUGAGUCGGGAAGUCGUAAAAACGACAGCGCAAAAGUGGACACUAUGAGUAGCUAUGCCGGGAAUGAAGUCGCAAGUGUAGAGAAGAAGGCAACCAUGGAAAAAGGGAAACUUGAUGCUCCAGAUAGUUCAAGCUCUCAAAAAGAAAACAAUGCAACAUUAAACAGAAUUAAACCUGAAUCGUGGAAAGGGGAAUCUAAUAUGGGAAGACAGGAAACAAAUCCUCUUUUGGCAGCUCUGAAAUCUUUCUUGACAGCCUUUAUCACGAAAAGCGACUUCAUCGAGCUGGCAAUGAAGUCCGGUAACUUCAACGAGACUGCCAUCGAGCUUCAAAGAAAAGUGCUGGACCAAUCAGGGAUAGGAGAGGAGAGUUACAUGCCAAGAGUGGUGUUCAAGCCUGGUCACAGGGUCAAUCUUCGUGAUGGUCGUGAAGAAGCAGCAAUGGUGAUCUUUGGAGCAAUUGAUGAACUUCUUGCAGCGACCAAAAUCAACGUGAAGCAUAUCAAGAUCCUGGUGCUAAACUGCGGAGUCCUCAACACCACGCCAUCUCUAUCGGCCAUGGUGAUUAACCAUUACAAGCUGAGGCAUAACACAGAGAGCUACAAUCUUGGUGGUAUGGGGUGUAGCGCCGGAAUCAUAGCCAUUGACUUAGCCAAAGAUCUUUUGAACGCUCAUCAAGGCUCUUACGCUUUGGUGGUGAGCACUGAGAUAGUAAGCUUCACUUGGUACUCAGGUAAUGACGUCGCGUUGCUUCCACCAAAUUGCUUCUUUCGAAUGGGAGCAGCUGCAAUUAUGUUAUCUAGUCGGCGUAUCGACAGAUGGCGAGCCAAAUACCAACUUAUGCAGAUAGUAAGAACCCAUAAAGGCAUGGACGACACAAGUUAUAAGAGCAUAGAAUUGAGAGAAGACAGGGAUGGGAAACAAGGACUGUAUGUAUCUAGAGAUGUGAUGGAAGUUGGUCGCCAUGCACUCAAAGCAAACAUUGCAACGCUUGGUCGUCUUGAGCCUUCUUUUGAGCAUCUAUGUGUAUUGGCAUCGAGUAAGAAAGCGCUUGAUGAGAUUCAAAAGGAUCUCAAGUUGACGGAAGAGAAUAUGGAGGCAUCAAGACGGACACUGGAACGUUUCGGGAAUACAUCAAGCAGCAGUAUAUGGUACGAGCUAGCUUACUUGGAACACAAAGGGAAGAUGAAAAAAGAUGAUAGGGUUUGGCAGAUCGGUUUCGGGUCAGGGUUUAAAUGCAACAGUGUUGUAUGGAAGGCCCUAAAAAACAUUGACUCUCCAAGACACAAUAACCCAUGGAAUCUCUGACUCUGACGAUUUUUCGAUACCCCAACUCUAAUGUUUGAUCACAAAAACAGCUACAAGUGUAUGGUAACGUGAAUAAAAUAACCCACCAGUG